Annulohypoxylon truncatum is the source of this 2590-nucleotide messenger RNA. RefSeq lists its product as uncharacterized. The record is from RefSeq and is a predicted model, not a curated record. The coding region runs from base 251 to 2590 and encodes 779 amino acids. NCBI's taxonomy places the organism in Eukaryota, Fungi, Ascomycota, Sordariomycetes, Xylariales, Hypoxylaceae. The transcript is spliced from 2 exons.
CAUGUAAUGAAUUCAUUAAUCAGUUUAGGAGCUUAGGCAGCUUGUGUCAAAGCAGUAUAGGCCAUUUCUGAAUAUUCAGAUAGGCCGUUGUUUACUAGUGAUUUCGGCUUACAGCGAUAAACUCUAUCCUGUGGCGUCAGGGAAACUAUACCUGGGCGGCUUGUUCUGCUGGAUUCUCUCCUUCUUUCCCUUCUGUUCAUCAUGAGCUCCUUCAUUGACCAAUUCUCGCGUUCAAACUAGCCAAGUUUCAAUGUCUCGAACUCUAAACUCUACACAAGUGUCGGCCGCUUGCGGUCGUGGGCUAACUAGGUCCCACAUCUCCCCUAUCCCCCCUAUUUCUCCUCUCUCAUCUACCCCUACCCGCCAUCCUAUCCCUCCUUCUACUCCUAUCCGUCGUCCUCAUCCCUUCCGUGGUCGUCCAUAUGACGAAGUUGCCGCCGGCAGUAAUUCUGAUUCUCCUCUUAUGGGUUAUAUCCCAACCCCAGUUCAAGCUCCUGUCUUCUCUCCUAUUCGUUCCCCUUUCUCUCCUAGCGGCCCCUCCCCUUCUACCCCUUCCACCCCUCCUACCAAGUACUUCGUCUCGCCUAUCAAGGAUAGCGAGGGUGCCCGUGAAAGAAGACGGGAAUUACGCCCUAGCCCCUUAACGUCUCUUCUAGCUUCCAAAGGGAUUCAGCGCGAGGUUACCCCGAGGCCUCGGGCCCUGUGCCCCGAGUGCACUAAAGUCAAGAUGUUGCUUCCAGCCAGAUGGUGUGGCCACCAAGUUACUCCUUCUCGCAUGAAGGAUGGCUGGCGCGUUGUUCGGAUCAAUCCCAACCUCGGAAAAACGAAGGGCGUCAAACCUCACAAACCACGAAUAAGCAGACACACUGGUCUAGAAAAGCCUAAGCCAGUUGCUGCUGAUUCGUUGGAAAACAAAGUCGAAGAGCAGACGCCUGUCAUCAGCGAGCCAGUAGUCGAGCUCAAUACCCCUGAGCGCGUAGCUAGCUCGCUGGCUAUCGAUGAGCCGGUAGUCGAACCUAGUACGCCUAAGCGCAUUGCUAUCGAGCCUGAUGUCGAGCCGACGCCAACACCGAAACCAAGCACUGUUUGCUCGCCAUCUAUCCAAAUUCCGUUCAAGAACCCGUACCUCAACGACCAGCCUUUGCACUGGUCACCACGCAUGUUCAAGCCCGAGAUAGAUCGCCACAACUGGACCUGGUCCGAAUGGGACUCUCCAUCCCAGACGAUUGAGGAAGUCACGUACGAGAGUGAAGAUUGGCCUAUACACGAUCCAUUCGCUCGCUACCCUCCAGCUAUCAGACAACGACUCAAGGAUGUUCUCGCAAUGAAGCCUGAAUCGCCCAGUACCUCUUUGUCAGCAGAAGGGUUCUCAUCUAUUGAUUUCCACUUCAAUGGACUUGGGGUCGGGCGAGGUGAUUCCUCCGAAGAAAAGGACGAUGCAGAGUCUUCGGAAGAAGACUUGUCUAGCUGGGUCUUAAUCAACGAUCAUCCAUGGUCCCCUGCCUUACUCCAGAUGUGGAUCAAUGGCGAGAAGGAUCGAGAAAGAGACGCAGCCAGAGACGCAGCCAGGAGGGAACGAUUCCAGCUGAAUGACGAUACGUCGACCGUAUCAAGUAUCGAUACAGCUGAAUUGAUGGACGAAGAGUUUGGUCUUCGCAAUCAUCCCGAGUCCAACCAUUCCGCAUCAAAUCGCUCCGAAUCCAAUCAUUCUACAUCUGAUCGUUCCGGAUGCAACCAUUCCGACUCAGUCAACAUGUCUUCUUUGUUCCAACUUUACAUCGACCGCGACAAUGAUCGACAGAGAUUGGAGACGGAGGAUAAUGGUGCUCGUAAUAGUUCCCCCGAGAGCGUUAACGACCCUGUAUCGUCUCGUCCUGACUCGCCAACUCCUUCAGCGCCUCAUCCUGAUGCAUCCAUCCCUUCAACAUCUACUCCGGACGUGACCAUUCCUUCUGCGCCUCUUCAGGAUGUGUCCACUACUCCGGCAUCUGUUCAUGAUGAGCCCACUCUUCCGGAGUCUGCUCCAGAAGCGCCGACCACCGUUUCAGAGCUUACUCCAGAAGCGACUUUACCUACUGAGUCUGUUCCCGUGCCUGUUCCAGACGCGUCUGCUCUUCCGCAGACGGAGGAGGAGUUUUCAUCAUGGGUCGACCUAGACACUCGCAAAUGGACCGACGCCAGGUUCAGGUUUCAAACCAGCCAAGAAGAGGGUCGACGGAUGGGAUACUUCGAUAGUGGCAGCGAUGACUCCGAUUCCGACAGUUUCGGGUUUUCAUUCGAUAUUACAGGCCAUCUCCAAAAGAACUAUGGCAUCACAGCAGUUUCUCAAGCUCAAGAGCACUUCCGUUCUCUCCGAGAGUCUCAACAGCUUUCGGUAGAAGCGCGACCCGCUAUACCCACGUCGUCCGUUGUCUCUCACACUUUUACUUCUUCACGUCGGCUACCAACGGCUACUAUAAUGGAGCCAUCACGCCAAUUUUUGGAAGAGACAUCCCGAGCAUCCGGAUUCGGUUGGAAGUCACUUGCUUGCGUUGCUGUCACGGCUGCGACUGUAGGGGCUGGUCUCGCAUAUGCUUGGUUUUCCAAUUAG